CUCCGCUCGUCGAUCAGCUCUCGGCUGACCACUCACCGCCAGUGGGUGCCUGCCGACCAGGUCUCGCCACCGCCGCCGCCGCCGCGGUAGAGAGGGGAGGGAGAGGGAGAGGGAGAAAAAACUGGCCCAGAUCGAGAGGUACAGCACGAAAAAGAGAGGCAAGAGAGAUAGGGGACCGGAGGGCGGCGGGCCGGGGCCCAAGACCGAGGGGCUCGUGCGCAGGAAGCUGAUGAGGCUCCUGUCGCUCGUCCCCUUCGGCUGCCGUGCUGGACCCAUCGACGACGCGCCGCCGCCCGUGGACCACGCUGCCGCCGCCGCCGCGAGGAGGCGCCGGAGGAGGAGGGCCAACAGAGCCGCCCAGCUGCUGGGGGCUGCUGCGGGUGCGCCGCAGCAGUGGCGCCCCUCGCUCGGCGACAUCUGCGAGGAGUACAGCAGCAGCACCGACGCCGUCAAGGUCAGGAAGGCGGCGUCCUGGGACCUCGCCCGGGCGCUGCCCCGCGCGCACGGUGGCAAGCAGUACCGGCACCUUGAGAGCGCGUCGUCCCUGCCAGCGUUCGCGCCGACGGCGUUCCUGUUCUGAUCAUGGCGUCGGCGACGGCGGCGACUCGUCGUCAUCCACGAGGACGACGACGGCGGUGAAGACAAUAAGAACCAACCAAAACCACUACGCGAAGCAUAUAUACAGAUUACUGUCAACGUAUUGUAGAACCAAGGAUCUAUGUAUAAAUAUAUGUGUGCGUCCAUAUCAUCAUCGGACCGGAAUAAAGCUAGCAAUCUCUCUUCUUCACGAUCGAGAGAUAGCGCGCGUGCGUGUAAUUAAGUAUUAUAGAUGCAUGUAUGAUGCAUGCGUGUGUGUAUCUAUAUAUCAUGUGAUGGUUUGUAUAUGAGCUAGCUAUAGCUAGAGUCGUGUAAUAGUAUACUACAAACUAAGCUAAUACAAUAUCCAAGUUUGCUAUAUUC
Molecule: messenger RNA, 960 nt
Organism: Zea mays
Lineage: Eukaryota; Viridiplantae; Streptophyta; Magnoliopsida; Poales; Poaceae
Exons: 2
Coding region: 230-580 (116 amino acids)
Source: RefSeq, marked predicted